CGGCUGUACGGGAAGACGGAUCUUUCUUCCACAGCCUGUCGGAGGUCCCCUUUCGGCUUGCCACCAUGAGUAGCGAAUUCUUGGCGGAGCUGCACUGGGACGAUGGGUUUGCUAUCCCGGUGGCAAAUGAGGAGAACAAGAUACUGGAAGAUCAAUUGUCAAAGCUGCAAGAGGAAAGGUCGAGCUUGCAAGACCAGCUACGUGACUAUGAAGAUCGAAUUAAUGCUAUGACUUCUCACUUGAAAAAUGUUAAGCAAGAGUUUUCAUUUACACAGUCUCUUUGUAAAGCUAGGGAGCAUGAGAUUGAAAGUGAAGAGCAUUUUAAGAUCAUUGCUGAAAGAGAACUGGGACGAGUGAAGGAUGAAAUCCAACGACUGGAAAAUGAAAUGGCUUCAAUACGGGAAAAGAAAAGUGAUAAGGAAAACAACAUAUUUAAAACUACUCAAAAAUUGGAUGGUUUGAAAUGUCAGAUGAACUGGGACCAGCAAGCAUUGGAAGCCUGGUUAGAAGAAUCAGCUCAUAAAGAUAGUGAUGCCCUCACUCUUCAGAAGUAUGCACAACAAGAUGAUAAUAAAAUUAGGGUAUUGACCCUGCAAUUAGAAAGACUGACUUUGGAAUGUCAUCAGAGAAGAAAGGUACUUGACAACGAACUUACAGAGACUCUAAGUGCACAGUUAGAAUUGGAUAAAGCGGCACAAGAUUUUCGUAAGAUUCAUAAUGAAAGACAAGAACUCAUUAAACAGUGGGAGAACACAAUAGAGCAGAUGCAGAAGAGAGAUCGAGACAUUGAUAACGGUGCCUUGGCAUUAACGAGGAUAAAGCAGGAAAUACGAGAAAAAGAAAAUUUGGUUAAAGAAAAGAUCAAGUUUUUGGAAAGUGAGAUUGGGAAUAACACAGAAUAUGAGAAAAGAAUUUCUGUUGCUGAUCGUAAACUUUUAAAAUGUAGAAUGGAGUAUCAGCGUCAUGAAGCAAACAGAAGUCAGCUGAAAGAUGAGCUGGAUUCUUUAAAAGCCACUGUGAAUAGAAGUUCCAGUGAUUUAGAAGCUAUAAGGAGAAAUAUUUCCAAAGUAAAGAAGGACAUUCAUGAAGAAACAGCAAGGUUACAGAAAAUUAAAAAUCAUAAUCAGAUUGUGAGAAAAAAAUUAAAGCAGAUAACUGAGAAAACAAUGUCUGUAGAAGAGAAAGCUACCAAUUUGGAAGAUAUGCUAAAGGAGGAGGAAAAAAAUGUAAAGGAAGUGGAAGUUCAGCUGAACAUAGUGAAAGAGGUACUAUUUAAGAAAGUUCAGGAAUUACAGACUGAGACAAUGAAAGAAAAAGCUGUUGUAUCAGAAAUCGAAGGAACUCGGUCCUCUCUAAAGCACCUCAACCAUCAGUUACAUAAACUGGAUUUUGAAACCUUGAAGCAGCAAGAAAUUAUGUACAGUCAGGAUUUUUACAUUCAACAAGUGGAACGCCGAAUGUCACGGUUAAAAGGAGAAAUUAAUUCAGAAGAAAAACAAGCCCUUGAAACAAAAAUUGUUGAGCUUAAAAAGAUGUUGGAAGAGAAAAAAUCUACAUUUGGCCUUUUGGAAACACAGAUCAAGAAACUUCAUAAUGAUCUUUACUUUAUCAAGAAGUCAAAUAGUAAAAAUUGUGAUGAAAAACAGUUCCUCAUGACCAAAAUAAAUGAACUAAACCUUUUCAAUGACAGAUCAGAGAAAGAACUUAAUAAAACCAGAGCUUUGAAACAGGAUUUGAUGAUAGAAGAUAAUCUUUUAAAACUUGAGGUUAAACGUACUCGAGAAAUGCUUCACAGUAAGGCAGAAGAAGUACUUUCUCUGGAAAAAAGAAAACAGCAGUUACACACGGCUAUGGAAGAACGAAUCGAAGAAAUUAAGGUUCACAAAACAAUGCUUGCAUCACAAAUAAGAUAUGUUGAUCAAGAACGGCAGAACAUAAGUGCUGAGUUUCAUGAGAGGCUAAGUAAAAUUGAUAAGCUGAAGAACAGAUAUGAAAUUCUUACUGUUGUUAUGCUGCCUCCUGAAGGAGAAGAGGAGAAAACACAGGCCUAUUAUGUGAUAAAGGCCGCUCAAGAAAAAGAAGAACUUCAAAGGGAAGGUGACAGUUUGGACGCUAAGAUCAACAAAGCUGAAAAAGAAAUCUAUGCUUUAGAAAACACCUUGCAAGUGCUGAGAAACUGCAACAACAAUUACAAACAAUCUUUUAAAAAAGUCACUCCAUCCAGUGAUGAGUAUGAACAAAAAAUCCAACUAGAAGAACAAAAAAGAGCUAUUGAUGAAAAAUACAGAUAUAAACAAAGACAAAUCAGGGAACUACAGGAAGAUAUCCAGAGCAUGGAAAAUACUUUAGAAGUUAUAGAACAUUUAACAAAUAGUGUCAAAGAAAAAUUAUCAGAGAAGCAGGCUUAUUCAUCUCAACUAAAUAGAGAAACUGAGGAACAGAAGCCAAAAUUAGAGAGAGUAACUAAACAGUGUGCAAAACUCACCAAGGAAAUCCGACUUCUGAAAGACACAAAAGAUGAAACACUAGAAGAACAAGACAUCAGACUUCGUGAAGUAAAACAUUUCCACAAGAUCAUUGAUGAAAUGCUAGUUGAUGUCAUGGAAGAAAAUGCUGAGAUCCGUAUUAUCCUUCAAACAUACUUUCAACAGAAUGGUUUAGAACUACCUACAGCUGGUCCAAAAGGCAGUCGCCAGAGUUCUAGAUCUCCUUCACAGACUUCACUGUUAUCAACAAGGUCAUCGAGAAGUACCACAAGUACUGCCUCUCAGACUUCAAUUAAAGUAUUAGAGCUGAACUUCCCUGCCUCUUCAGUGACUGGCAACAUUUCUAGGCCACCAAGUGCAACCAGUAGCUCCAAUAAUGAUAAAAACAAAAAGGGCAGCAAAUAAACAUUUCAACCUCUUUUGUAUAAGUUGUAAACACAAAAGCAAAAAUCUUACUUUUAAGAUAGUGAAUUCCACCCUACACUUUUGGGUGCUGUGUAGUGAUGAGGCGCCCACGGAGAUCGUGUUAGAAAUAUGCAAUAACUAGAUGAAAGUUUACUUAGUGGAAAAUGUGAAACAGUUAAAAAAGUCAAGCAAUUUAGGUUCAUAUAAGACAAAGAAAUGCUUAAUUUCCUUAGCCUUUGCCAUACUGUUUUCUUUACAGAAAAGGAAAGCAGUAAUCGCAGAUUCUUUAACAAGGCUACGUUUUAUAAGCAGAGAAAAUGAUGUUUUUCACUGUUAUUUUGAUGUUUGUUAGAUUAGAAAACACUUUGCUUCAGUUAUUUCACGCUAGCCAUGAAACAACUUCAGUUCUAAUGUGACACAGUGUUUCUGGAAAUUUCUGAAGAUUUGCUGUCCUGUGAAUAGUUUGUAAUACUAAAAUUCUCAUUUACCCUAGAAAAUCCUAAAAUUAGGUUUGCUUUAGUCAGAGAAACAUGUUUCUUGGGCUUUUGGGGGAGAAGUCUUUUUGUUUCUUCUUUUGGUAGGAUUCUAAAGUUUUUAACCCAAAAAUAGCAUUUAUUCCCUCCCCCCAAAAAACAAUAGGAAAGAGCACUGCAUAUUAAUAAAAAUGCAGCUUAAAUUUCUAGGAAUUACUUAACUCUGAUCUUGAAAGAAGUCAAACAUAUUAUUUUGUUAAGAUACAGCCAAGCAUAAAGAGUAAGAAUGUACUUUCAACCUUCCUUCCCCAAGACGUUCUUGUAGUAGACAAAGAACUGGGUGUAAUUUGAUUUGCAACAGGAAUCCCAUAAAUUUACAGUGGAGGUAGACCACUAGAGUUAGAAUGUUACUUCAUUUAAUAUACUAUAAAACAUGAGCCCAAUAUUUUCAACUCUUGGAGAGUGUGGAGUAUGAUUAUAAAACUGGCUUUUAAAUAAAUCCUUAGCUAUAUAUACUUAGAAAAUAUAUACUUAACUAUUUCUCCUUCAACCCUCGAAAGAAUUUG
Messenger RNA from Lontra canadensis (Northern American river otter), 3930 nucleotides. RefSeq names its product coiled-coil domain containing 39 (gene CCDC39). Gene Ontology annotation, cellular component: axoneme. Lineage: Eukaryota; Metazoa; Chordata; Mammalia; Carnivora; Mustelidae. Bases 66 to 2891 code for a protein of 941 amino acids. The record is from RefSeq and is a predicted model, not a curated record. The transcript has 20 exons. Gene Ontology annotation, biological process: cilium-dependent cell motility; cilium movement; inner dynein arm assembly.